Corylus avellana is the source of this 1635-nucleotide messenger RNA. NCBI's taxonomy places the organism in Eukaryota, Viridiplantae, Streptophyta, Magnoliopsida, Fagales, Betulaceae. The record is from RefSeq and is a predicted model, not a curated record.
AUGUCUAAGUUUAAAACUAUUGAUUCAUUCUUCAAAAGGAAAGAAGUCGACAUUUUGAAAAGUAAUACACCGUUGGAAUUUAAUGCCGAAACUUCAAAUCCCAAUGAGCAUCAUCUUAAAUCUCCAAGGGUUGAAGAUGAAGAACAUCCUUUUGAAUCUCCAAUUGCGGAAACACAAGAGAUUCAUUUUAAAUCAUCAAAACUCAAUGUUAAUGAAGUUGAUGUUUCUUCUAUAGAGCGAGAUCCAGGAUUACGUCCUCCGAUGUGGGACUAUCCAGUCAAUCGACGUGAUGAAAUAAGAAGGGCUUAUUUAAAAGAUGGUCCAAAUCGAUUUAUUCUUACAAAUUAUCCACUUUCUGGACUAGAAAAUCACCCUCGUUGCUUUCAAGCCUCUUGGUUCACACAAUUUCCUUGGCUUGAGUAUUCUCGUUCUAAGGAUGCUGCAUAUUGUCUACCAUGUUAUCAUUUUACUAUGAAACGAGAUGGACGUCUUGGAUGGGAUUGGCUUGCAUUUCAAGGAUGUCCUUAUAGAAGUCAUGAUGAGACUCUUGAUUCAAAAAAUCGAGGUAAUUUUCUUGAGAAGAUUAAGAUUUUGGCAUCAUACAAUGAUAAUGUUGUAAGUGUUGUUUUGGAAAAUGCUCAAAAAUCUGCAAAGUAUACUUCACAUACAAUUCAAACGGAGAUUUUGCAAGUCAUUGCAAAUACAUCGGAAUUGACUCUAAAGAAUGGAAUAUCUGAUGUUCUCUCUCAUCGUUGCCUCGAUAUUCAAAAUAUCCGUGGACAAGGAUAUAAUGGUGCUGCAUUACUUGCUGCAUCUAGAGAGGUGUCUUCUGUUCAUGAGUUCUUCACAAAUUUGAACUUUGUUAUCAAUGUGGCCAGUGCUUCAAGUAAAUGUCAUGAUCAACUACAAGUUGUUCAUGCAACACAAAUUCCACAUAUGCGACCUAUUGGUAAGCUUGAAACUGGAAAAUGGGCUAACCAAAUUGGCACUUUGAAACGAGCUAAUGAUUCUCGUUGGGGUUCUUAUUUUAAUUCUAUUUGUAGCCUAAUAAGGAUGUUUGAUGCUACUUGUACAGUGCUUGAAAAUGUUGGAAGAGAAGGAGGUACUUACUCUCAACGAGGAGAUGCUAAGAAAAAAUCUCAAGACAUUUUGAAUGCUAUUCAUUCAGUUUCUAUUACAAAAAAACUUAUCCAAAAGUUGAGAGAUGAUGGUUGGGAUAAUUUGCAUGAGAACAUUGUCUCUUUCUCCAAGAAAGCUGAAAUUGACAUUCCAGAUUCGAGUGCUCGUUAUAUUGAAGGUCGAGGUUGUAAUAAAAAGAAUCACAUUACAGUGGAGCAUCAUGAUCAUUUUGACAUAUUCAAUACUACUAUCGACCUUCAAUUGCAAGAGCUUGAUAGUAGGUUAGGUGAAAAGGCGAUGGAACUUUUAACACUUAGCUCUGCUUUGGAUCCAAAAGAUGCUUAUAAAGCCUUUAAAAUUGACAAUAUAUGUAUCCUUGCGGAAAAGUAUUAUCCCUUUGAUUUUUCUGAGCAGGAGAAAAUCAAUUUGAGAUAUCAGUUGAGGUAUUUUGAACUUGAUAUGCUUAUUGAUCUGACAUUACAAAAUUUGUCUUCCAUUGCAGAAUUAUGCCAAUGA